GUUUGCAGGUUAGGAAAAAGCCGAAGAAAAUCAGGCAGGUUUUCGGCGGGUUUUGUUUGUUCGCUGCCACCGAAACGCCACAGCAGCGCUGAGCUGAGCAGAGCCAGCCCUGCGCCCGCCGCCCAGAGCCGCCGCUGUCCAACAUGGCGGCGCCAGGCACCACCUCGGCGCUCGCUUCCCGCGCCGCGCGCCGCAGGGCCCCCGCCCCUUCCCGGGAUCCUCCCCCGCGCCCAGGUGCCGCCCCCGGCGGAGGCGGUGCCACUCUCUCGGCGGUCCGGGACGAGGCGACGGCUCUGGGGGACGAGCGUUAUGGCGGCGGUGGGGGACGCGUUCCAGAGAGCUCGGGGAAGGACGCUGACUGCCUUCCGCCAAGGUGAUGAGUACCAAUGGAAGGGACCUUUCUACUUCAUCCAAGGAGCAGAUCCUCAAUUUGGACUAAUAAAAUCUUGGGCAGUUGGCAAUACAGAAAGUGGAGAUGAUGAAUGGGGAGAAGAAAUCAAAUUAACAGAGCAAGCAGUACAGGCCAUUAACAAACUAAACCCUAAACCCAAGUUCUUUGUGUUGUGUGGAGAUCUUAUCCAUGGAAUGCCAGGAACUCAGUGGAGAAAGGACCAAGAGCAAGAUCUAAAGAACGUUCUGCAGAACACUGACCAGGACAUCCCGUUGGUAUUUGUCAGUGGAAAUCAUGAUAUUGGUAAUACUCCAACAAGAGAAACAAUAGAUAAUUAUUGCAAGAGUUGGGGAGAUGACUACUUCAGCUUUUGGGUAGGAGGUGUUUUCUUUCUUGUGCUGAAUUCUCAGUUGUACUUCGAUUCUUCCAAAUGCCCAGAGUUAAAGCAAGCUCAGGACACAUGGCUUAAUGGGCAGCUGGCUGCUGCCAAAAAACAUAAAUGCAAGCAUGUAAUAGUGUUUCAGCACAUCCCUCUGUUUCUGAGAGAGCCUGAUGAAGACCAUGAUUAUUUCAACUUGGAAAAAUCAGUUCGACAAGAGAUAAUGGAGAAAUUCCAUAAAGCAGGCGUUAAAGCUGUGUUUUCAGGACAUUACCAUAGGAAUGCUGGAGGGUGCUACAGAGGACUGGAAAUGGUGGUUUCAUCAGCAAUAGGAUGUCAACUGGGAGAAGAUAAACACGGACUUCGAGUGGUCCUUGUCACAGAUGAAAAGAUUGUUCAUAGAUACUACAGUUUGGAUGAGUUGAGCAGCCAAGGCUUGGAGAAAGAUAUGAUGGAUAUGCUUGCUAAGCAAAAUUAGGCUACGUCAAAUCCCUUUUAACUCAAGUAGUUUAUGUGAUUUUUUUGCCAUAUUUGUUAGACAAACAGGAAGAGUUUCAAAAAGUUUCCACAACUUGAAAUCAAAUCUUUGCUUGUGCACCAUGGCCACAAACAGCUCUCCAUUUGUUAUCAUCCUAAAUAACAAAACAAAAAAAAGUGUUCUUGACGGAUAUUUUUGUAAAAUGAGGCCCACAAGGAAUAUGGAAAAAUAACAUAUCACUGAAAACAUUUCUCUGUUCUGAGAUGUUAUACUUUCCUCACAGAUAAGAUAUUCUAAAUAGAUAGGAAGUGAGAGUAGAUAGCAAGAGUGUAAGUAGUAAUUCUAGGUAAUGCUUCAACUGAAGACUAUUUUCAUUUGAUAUGUAAGACGACAUUAGGGGGAAAAAAAAAAAAUCAAUUUAGUCACUUCAGUUACACUCUAGACAAUAGAAAGUGUUUUUUUGUUUUUUGUUUUUUUUUACUUUAGAGAAACAAAUCUCAAAGAGUCAAUGAAAAUAAUAGACUCCAUUUAAAUACAGCACAGGAGGUGAAAUACUGUGUUGAAGACUCAAUUUCAUUAAGUUUAGUUACAACAUUUUGUUUGAGAGGGGGCUCAUGAGAUUUUAAAAAUAUCUGCAGUAUUUUGAACUGUUUUCUUUUACCAGUGUAACAGCUGUAGCUGCAAGUGGACAGUACCAAACAUGAGCUACCAUCUCAUGAUAACAACCUAAGCAUAGGUAAUGUCUGAAUCAAAAAGAAAGAAAAUGAUUUUGCUUUUAAUCUCCAGCUGCUUUUGAUUAGUUUAAUGUUUUCACAGGUUCAUUUUCAAGGGAACAUGUGGGAAAUGGAAGUGAAAAAUCUAAAGCUAGCUAAGCACCCAGAAAGAAGUUUCACUGGAAGUUAAGCAGUUAGCUUUUUAAUAGUUAAAAAUUAUUUUACAAAAAGUUUGUGUACUUUUAUAUCUUUGAAACCACUGACUUAAAUUAACAUUUAGUCUUAGAUUAUAUUUAGUAAUCACAGGUUAUUAAGGUUUCAAGAACAAGAUAAUGCUAUAUUAUGUUUUGCAGAGGGAAGAACAGACUUGCUAUUCAGCAUGACAGUUUACAUUUUAAGGCUGAAGAAGUUCAGCAGAGGGACCUGAGACAGUCCAAGCAAGGACACGCUCCCUGCUUUGGCACAGUACUGUAAAGCUGAAUGGAGGAAGUGCUUUUUUCAUAUGCCUGUUUAUUAAACGUAAUUUUAACUGAAUAUCUGAAGCUUGGGAGAUAGGUCCUAGAAACAUAACUUCAGGAGGAAGUCUUUCCACAACUAUGAAGACAUUAACAGUAGUGGUAUUAUAGAACUCUGUAAUUUUAUUUUCAUGGUUACAGUGUACUAAUAUACAGUGGAAAUGUUUGCAUAAGCAUCAUUUUAAUUCAUAUUUGUAAAUUAUUUUUUCCACUUCUUAAGUGUCAUUAUGUUGCAAGAAAUUCCAUAGCAUUCUGUCAUAAAAAUAUUGCUCAAGUACAAAUAUGAAGUUCAAUUAAAAAAUAUUUUAUACCCCAAGUACUUCUUUAUUUAGAAUGUGCAUUUUUACCUGCAUAAAUGAAAAGUGUUUUUAGAUUAAUUUUCUUAGUAUGACUUAAUAUGGAUGCCUUAACUAAUUACAAAUGGCAGAGGUCUUCAUGGUCAGAAUGCAUCAUAUUUAUGUAGAGAAAUAUAACUCAUAUUGUGUUAAAUUAUGAAACAAUCCACCCAUGGAGACACUAAUUAUCAUUUAAGAAGACAUCUUUUGAUGUUAGUGACACUAUCAGCUUUACUGCAGAUCCAAAAAUAAUGGUAACUCUCAGUCAGCAAAUGACUGGCUUUAAAGCAAGGUGAUACUGAAGUUCAAACUGCUUAUGAAAAAAAGAGCAAGUUCUCAUUCAUUUCUGUUGGCAAAGGAAAAAAAAAUACAUCAGGUGACCACAAUUCAUCCCAGUUUCUUGAAGGCAGCUAACAGGCUGAGAUGACCUCUGACCUCUUGGUUUGCCAGUUUAAGUGUACACAACAAACUGAAGAAAAUGCUUCUUCUGCAUCUUUCUUGAAAGAAAAGGCCUGAUGUCUCAUAAAAAGAAAAAUGACAUUUUAUGAUGGGAAUGGGGAGUGAUAGAAGCGAAGCCUCUUCUACCAUCUCAAUUUGCAGACUGAAUCUUCCAUGCUCACACUGUUCUUUGCUUCAGUGAAUGCUCUCUUACCUCUGCACUGCAACUUGUUUUCUAGUGUUUUCAGUAGCAAUUUUAAUUCUGCUGUGAGCAUAUAAUUAGAGAUGUAUCUAUCAUAAGCAAAUGCACAGAACAUCGAAAACCAAGCAUUUCACCAUUUAAGAAUGCACAGUUCUUCUGUCUACGUAUGUCACUGCACAAAACUUUGAAGGCUAACAUGUCAUUGUUUCAGUUAAUGCUAAUGCUGUGAAUAAGCUGCUUUCUGUAACACCCUCAUUAAUCCUGCUUUGCAACUGCCAUUUGAACACAGUGAUAUCAUUGAAAGCAAUAGGAGAUACUUACAUAUACUUUACUUAUCAGAAAGCUUGCCUGCCAAACAAACGCUAGCAUCAUCUAUUUCUGAUACACAUUCUUGACCUGUAGAAAUACCAGUUUGCACCAGAAAACUGUGAAAAGGGAAUUUCCCAUUCAAUAAUAUUUUACAGUUUGUAAGAACUUCCUUCUCUUCCAGUUCUAACCUGAUAUAUGAUGUCCGCCAUCAUCGAUAGAUUGCAGAAUGCACAGCUAGGAAUCAAGGAGGUGAGUGGUUUAGGCUGCCAGUGGUUUGAUUGCCAUGAACCACUGCAGAAUUAACACCCUGCAGAAGAUCAAAUUCUUUAGCAAAAGAUGAGCCAUCUAUUAAAAAGUAAGAAAACAAACAGCAAGAGAAAAAUGUCAAUCUGUUACUGCAACUCUCUUCACCCAGAGGCAAGCAAAGACAUAGCAGCUUCCGCAUCCACUAUGCUUAAGUUUGUUCCAAUGGUAUCCUGAAAGGACAGUCGGCAGAGUUAUAACAAGCACAUCUUGAACAAGGAAAGACCUGCAGAUUAGUUUUGGAAAAGCUUUUUAGAUUAUGUUUCAGCAAUAAAGAUGAUUUCCCCUUA
Phasianus colchicus (ring-necked pheasant) is the source of this 4353-nucleotide messenger RNA. It is a transcript of the gene CPPED1, whose product is annotated as calcineurin like phosphoesterase domain containing 1. The record is from RefSeq and is a predicted model, not a curated record. Gene Ontology annotation, molecular function: hydrolase activity. NCBI's taxonomy places the organism in Eukaryota, Metazoa, Chordata, Aves, Galliformes, Phasianidae.